Gilbertella persicaria is the source of this 396-nucleotide messenger RNA. RefSeq lists its product as uncharacterized. The coding region runs from base 1 to 396 and encodes 131 amino acids. The record is from RefSeq and is a predicted model, not a curated record. NCBI's taxonomy places the organism in Eukaryota, Fungi, Mucoromycota, Mucoromycetes, Mucorales, Choanephoraceae. The transcript has a single exon.
AUGUUAGAAACCAGGCAUAAACAGCAACCUGAACCAAACUCUAACUACUACAACGAGAAUCUUUUGCUUUGGACUCAUAUUGUUAGAUCAAAGAGGAAAGGCAAUAACAAUAAAAAAAACCAAUUUAUUGUUUCGUCUAACCCUACGUUGGUUAGUCGUCUGGGUACUGAAGAAGUGUCAUCUCAACAUGCUCUUAAUGGCUUUAUCUCUCCAGCUCUCAUUGCAGUUAUUCGUCCAUUAAUCAAAGGAAUGGAACAAGAUUCAGUCUUCAUUGAUCUUACUCCAGUCAAGGAUCGAUCUUUAUCAAACAAAGCUCUGCUUAAGUUUAACGAAGAUGCUGAAAACACAGGAUUCUACGAAGAUUUUCUGGGCUAUCGAAAGCAAACACGCAACUAA